GCUUGGACUUUGUAUUAAUGAUUUCCUGAUGUUAUUUCAUGUUAUUUUUAUCCUGCUCUCUUCAUUAAGUUUUUUUCUGCUCACCUCUUUUCUUCCAUAUUUCAUACACUAUUUCUUUAUUAUUUUAUUUCCUUUGAUUAUUGAAAAGUGUUCAAUUAUUUUUCUUGUUCUGUAUAUGGCCUUUCCAAAGUUAUUGUUUUUUUCAUAUUUCUUCUUAUCCUGGACAUCACAACAAAAUUUUUUAAAUCCUCUAAGCUCCUGUCACAAAAAAUAUAAUUAGUAUCUCCUUUUGUAUGUCUAAUCCAGUCAUUUAGGUGUCCAAUAGUUUACUGGCUUUGAAAAUGAUUACUGAUAAAGGUUUGUUAUCAUAUAUUUUCUCUUUCAACAUCUCUUUUUCUACAGUUUUUAUAUACUGAUAAACUUGCUUUUUCUGCUACCUCCUUUUGCCAUUUCUUACUACAUUAAAAAACUGUCAAUCCAAUGAGCAGGGCGACCAGAUGUGGGUUUGUCAGAUUAUCAGUGUGUUGAAUUAUUGGGUUUGUCAGAUUACACCAUGUAACAAUUUUUUACAAAAGUUUUGUUUAUAUUAAUUUUUAUACUGUUUAUUAAUAUAUUUUUUCCGGCCAUUCCAAAAAUGUAAUUAUUUUUUCUGUAUCAUCGACCGUUACAAAAAUACGAGGUCUGUUAGAAAAGUAACCGGCCUUAUUUCUUGGGAAAAUCUGACAUACCAUCCAGACAUACCAUCAUCUAGAGCACCUGUCCCACAUGAUGACUGCUUACCAGUACCACAGCCACCAGAAAAUGUAGAUGAUGGAAUGGAUAUUUCAUCUGAAGGGUCAGCAAGUAGCAACAACCAAGAAAUGGAAGAAGUUUUCGUACCAAGAAUGACUUUGGAGCCUCAUUUUCCAAAUCAGAGUGAACUAGAUGAUUUAAUUAGGGACUUAGGUCUUACUAAGUCAGGAGCUGAACUUCUUUCAUCAAGGUUGAAGGAAUGGAAUCUACUAGGACAAGACUGCAGGAUAACUGUGUACCGGAAACGACAUGAAGAAUUUGAAAUUUACUAUGACAUUAGUGAUGAUCUGUGUUAUUGUAAGGAUGUAACUGGUUUGUUUACUGCUCUUGGACUCAAUCAUGAUCCUACACAUUGGCGGCUGUUUAUUGAUAGCUCAACACGAAGUCUCAAAGCAGUAUUACUCCACAAUGGAAACAAAUAUCCAUCUUUGCCUCUUGCACACUCAGUACAAAAGAAAGAAAACUAUGAAAAUGUCAGACAGCUUCUUAAUAAAAUAAAUUAUGAUGAAUUCAAAUGGAAUGUUUGUGGGGAUUUCAAGAUGCUCGCAUUUUUGCUUGGUUUGCAAGGGGGAUACACAAAGUAUUCAUGUUUCCUUUGCUUAUGGGACAGCAGAGCUGAUGAUGAUCAUUAUAAGAAAGUUCAUUGGCCCCCACGAAUGGAACUGCAGCCGGGAAUGUUAAAUGUUCACAGAGAGCCCCUAGUAGAUUCCAACAAAGUUUUAUUGCCCCCACUUCACAUUAAACUAGGAUUGAUUAAACAGUUUGUGAAAGCCUUGGAUUUUGGAGGAGAAGCUUUUCAGGAAAUUCGCCUUAUGUUUCCAAAACUAUCUGAGGCUAAGAUAAAGGGUGGUAUAUUCGUUGGACCCCAGGUAAACACAAUGUUGAAGUCGGAGAAACUGGAAAGAGCGAUGACAAAAAUUGAAAAAGAAGCCUGGUGUGCAUUUCGUGAUGUAGUCCAUGGAUUCCUAGGAAAUAACAAAGAUCCUAAUUACAAACAACUGGUAGCAAAACUUAUUGAGAACUUCAGGAAGCUUGGUUGUCGUAUGUCCUUGAAAAUUCAUUUUUUUGCAUUCUCACCUUGAUUUCUUCCCAGAAAAUUUGGGUGAUGUCAGUGAAGAGCAGGGUGAAAGAUUUCACCAGGACAUAGCAACUAUGGAAAGAAGAUAUCAAGGACGAUGGAAUACUGCUAUGAUGGGAGAUUAUAUAUGGUCUCUAAUGAGAGAAGAUGAAAAUAUGCACUCUAGAAAAUCUCGAUCGUCCAAGCACUUCUGAUCAUAAAAGAGGAGUUAUCAAAGUAUUUACAAUGCAGAGCUGUAUAAUGUCUUUUGUUCUAAUAUUGUACUGCCUAUAUAAUUUUCAAUAUAU
Messenger RNA from Portunus trituberculatus (swimming crab), 2157 nucleotides. RefSeq lists its product as uncharacterized. Bases 816 to 1874 code for a protein of 352 amino acids. NCBI's taxonomy places the organism in Eukaryota, Metazoa, Arthropoda, Malacostraca, Decapoda, Portunidae. The record is from RefSeq and is a predicted model, not a curated record. The transcript is spliced from 2 exons.